AUGUUGUCCGAGUCGAUGGCAGCAGCUCCAACUUCUCAGGCUACGUCUCCGACGAAGAUGGGUUCGACGCAGUCGUUGAAUCACCUUCUGAACUUUACACUCCCUCCUCGGCAGUCUCGACCUCCUCCUAGUCUUCCUCGACGGAGUAGAAAGACGAACAAUCAAUAUGGAGUAUGGAAUAAGGAACGAUUCGUCAAUGCGCAGUACCGUUUCGUCAUGAAUCCCAUGGGUGAUUAUACUGUACAUUUCGCAGAUCCAGAUAUAUUCUUCCAGUGGAAUGAUAUCUUGCAAGUCAUCAUACCCCGCUCUUCAGCGCUGGCGUCUGCUGCAGCGAACGAGGAAUAUGAAGGACAUACAUCAUGCCCUAUUUGCCUUUCUGCUCCCAAUGCGCCGAGGAUGACCAAAUGUGGACACAUAUUUUGUUUUCCAUGUAUCCUUCACUAUCUCAAUACUUCAGAAAACAAAUGGGCAAGAUGUCCAAUUUGCUUCGACUCUGUAACCUCGGCACAGUUGAAGAGCGUCAAAUGGUUCGAUGGGCCCGUUUCCUCUAAUCUUAACGACACGCCACCAGGCACAUCCACUUCUUCCAGUUCGGCUUCCAGCGGUCCUCGCGACUCUUCUCCUCGAGUAGGGGCCACCCUGUCUAUGCGACUCAUUCAACGACCACAGAUUACCACACUCGCUCUUCCACGUUCUCAUACAUGGCCCUCGGAUCUUUUACACCCUCACCAAGCUCCUUUUCAUUUCCUUCCUGACAUCUACAUUUAUGCCAAAUUUAUGCUUGCCACACCCGAUAUGCUCGUUUCCGACUUGACUAAAGACCUGGACGACCUCACUGUUGAGAAACGCAUUCUAGCCGGCAUGAAUGAUGACCUUGGAGUGUUGUUCAUAGACGCGGCCGAAGUCAAGGUUCGGAAUCAGAUUGCAAAGGCCACUGCCUUGCACACACCUGCUCUCCGGGAAAGAAUUGAAAAGGCAACACGAGAUCUUCGCGAAAUCGAAGGUCGUUUCACAUAUCGCGAGCGACGUAGAAUCGAGGAAGCCUCCAAGGCGGAAAGGAAUGAUUCGGUACCCUAUGAUGAAGGUAUUCCACAAGAACUCCUUUCUCUCAAGUUUGGAUCUAUCACACCCACUCUACCUGCUACUCCAAACAAUCCGGCGACGCCUCCAACCAAUUCGAAACGCAAUAAUUUGAAUAAUUCUCGUUUAAUCCCCAAGCAACGACGAAACGUGAAUCCUCCGCCUCCCUCUACGUCGACUUAUUAUUACUAUCAGGCCGCUUCCGGACUUCCUCUGUAUCUUCACCCGCUCGAUAUCCGUAUUCUGCUAUCCCACUUCAGCAGUUAUGCCUCAUUCCCAGAUAAUAUCACUAUCCGCGUGGAAGCCCUGUCUGAGGGCACAGUCAAUGAUGAUCUUCGUAAGCGAUGCAAAUAUCUCGCGCACAUACCAGAAGGUGCAGAUGUCGUUUUUGUUGAGGCUAAUCUCGACGACGUGGUCGGUAAAGAGGGGUUGAAGAACUUUGAGGGUGCGUUGAAGAUGCGAAAGUUGAGGAGACGUGAUAAGGGGAGGAAGGAUGAGAGGGCGAGGGCGAGGGCUGAAGAAAGAGAAAAAGAGAAACGGGAGUCUGAAGCUGCUAUAGAGUGGAGGUUUACACCGUCUGCGAUGUCGACUGAAUUUGUGAGUCGGGCAACCGAUGAAGACGUGGUUGUGGCGGAUGGUUCGUUCCCUGGAUUUGAGGAGUCGUUGACACGUGCAUCGACGACGAUGCCGAGUUCCCGACCACAACAACAGGAGCAGCAGAGAGCAUCUGGGGUAUGGGGAUCGAGAAGUUUUGCAUCUGCUUUACAUUCAAAUACUCCUCCGCUUCCACCCAGGAAUGGCGGAAGUGCGUCUAGACCACGACAGAUAGAGGAGGAUGAAUGGGAGAUGGACAUUGCAUGGCAUGAAUUGGAACAACGAAGUAAUGGUGAUAAUGGUGGGAGGAGGAAGAGAAGCAACAAACUUGUCGUUUUGGGCGGUGGUGGUGGUAGGAGACGGUGA
This is a messenger RNA of Marasmius oreades (fairy-ring Marasmius), 2040 nucleotides long. RefSeq lists its product as uncharacterized. The record is from RefSeq and is a predicted model, not a curated record. Lineage: Eukaryota; Fungi; Basidiomycota; Agaricomycetes; Agaricales; Marasmiaceae. The coding region runs from base 1 to 2040 and encodes 679 amino acids. Gene Ontology annotation, molecular function: transcription cis-regulatory region binding; metal ion binding. The transcript is spliced from 4 exons. Gene Ontology annotation, biological process: positive regulation of transcription by RNA polymerase II.